AUGGGUUGGAAACAAAUUGGAGGCAAUCUUGGUCGACUGGUAGUUGGUAAAGUCAAUAACAUAUGGGGUGUAAAUUCUGCAAAAAAGGACGCAGUUGUCAAUAAAGAUCACAUCUGGGGUGUCAAUCAUAUAGGUAAGAUCUUUUACCGAACUGGCAGUAAUAUUAAUAAUGGUAGAUGGGUUGAAGUUCCUGAUGGGUUGUCCAAUGUGUCAGUAGCCUCUGAUGGGACCAUUUGGGGCGUUCAAAUUCCUGGAAAGUUCAAGCAAGUUUACACCAGUAGUGAAAAAUUAGUGGUUGGCGUCAAUUAUAAUGAUCGAAUUUUUCAAUAUGUCAAUAAAGGUUGGCAACAAUUUGACAGCAUGCUCAAGAAUGUUGCAAUUUCUAUUGAUGGCAUUGUGUGA
Molecule: messenger RNA, 402 nt
Organism: Entrophospora candida
Lineage: Eukaryota; Fungi; Glomeromycota; Glomeromycetes; Entrophosporales; Entrophosporaceae
Source: the annotation of a GenBank genome assembly